This is a messenger RNA of Pristis pectinata (smalltooth sawfish), 1770 nucleotides long. RefSeq names its product zinc-binding protein A33-like. Gene Ontology annotation, biological process: protein ubiquitination. The record is from RefSeq and is a predicted model, not a curated record. The transcript is spliced from 6 exons. The coding region runs from base 6 to 1412 and encodes 468 amino acids. Gene Ontology annotation, molecular function: ubiquitin-protein transferase activity; zinc ion binding; protein binding. NCBI's taxonomy places the organism in Eukaryota, Metazoa, Chordata, Chondrichthyes, Rhinopristiformes, Pristidae.
UUAAAAUGGCUUCAAAACAACAAGUUGAGAGUUUUAGCGAAGAACUAAUGUGUCCCAUCUGUCUGAAUUUCUUCACCGAUCCGGUGUCACUGGACUGUGGACACAAUUUCUGCCGCCGCUGUAUCACACGGUGCUGGGAAAGAGAGGAGAGAAACUCCUGUCCGGAAUGUAGAGAGGCGCUUGUUGAUCGGACCCUCAGGGUAAAUCGGGCCUUGGCAAAUCUGGCUGAGAAAGCUCGAAAAUUACAGCCGAAUCGGAAAGAGGAGGAAAGUAAAUUUCACUGCGAGGAACAUGAGGAAGAACUGAAACUGUUUUGUGAAACGGACAAGAAACUGAUCUGUGUGAUCUGUGCAACUGCGCGGGAGCACAAGUCUCACAACUUCAUGCCGGUUAAAGAAGCUGUUGAAAUCUACAAGGCUCAAGUUAAAUCUGCCAUAACAUCUCUCAGGGAAAAGAAAUCGGUGAUCCAGGAAAUGGAACGGGAACAAAGACAGAAGAUUUCCAGAGUCAGGUCUCGCAGCCUGAAGUCCUACAUCACAUCUGAAUUCAUUAGAAUGCAUCAGAUGCUUACGGAGAAAGAGCAGCGCUUACUCAGCGACCUCAGAGAAGAAGAGGGGAAGGUUUUAAAUACAAUGGAGAAACAUCUACGAGACAUUCAAGUGAAUUUAAAUUCCAUGGAUCUAAUACUCUCAACGUUACAGAAACAACUGGAUCAAGAAGACAACGCGAUAUUUCUGAGGGAGGAAGCUUCUCGGAAGAGGAGGAUCAGUGAGGAGAAUCCUGCAAUGUCAGUUGCAGAUGGGGUGCUGCCAGUUGCAAAAUUCGAUCACCCCUUUUUAUUGAACACAGUUUUGUGCGAAUCAUUUGAUGCCAUUAAGCGAGUCCCUGUGACCAUGGAUGUGGAAACAGCGAAUCCGGGGCUCGAGGUGUCUACAGAUCUGAAAGGUGUGAGAUGGAACCCGACCCGAAAGAUUCUCCCUAAUAACAGGAAGAGGUUUACAUACUGGUCCUGUGUGUUGGGAUCGGAGGGAUUCACGUCGGGGAGACAUUACUGGGAGGUGGAGGUGAGGUGGAAUCAGGGCUGGAGGCUGGGAGUCGCCGCAGAGUCUGUGGAGAGGAAGAGAGACAUCAGACUGAUACCGGACACUGGAUUCUGGACCAUCGAGCGGGUUGAUGACGUGCUUCAUGUAAACACUUUCACUCGAUCUGCUCUCCCUGCCGAUCCCAUCCCCAAGGUAGUGGGAAUUUAUCUCAGUUAUGAGUUCGGGACAGUUUCAUUUUACAAUGCGGACACCAAGUCCCAUCUCCACAGCUUCACUGGGAAUGAAUUCAAAGGGAAACUUUAUCCUUUCUUCUGGACUUGGGAUGCAAACUGUCUGAGAAUCUGCUCCGGUUCUGCUCCGGAUAUGUAAAAGGGUCGCGUCCUAGGGUCGGCGUCAGGAGCGGGGCUCAGGGGCUGUGGGGCAGAAACCCCGUUGACAACAGGUUGGCGCCAAACGGGUCCCAUUUAAUCUCCAAAGUCCGCAUUGUCAAACCCCAAUGAGCCUGGAAAUAAAACCGGUGUAAAUAUGAAUGUGGGAAGUGUGAAAUGGAAAGUCGUUGAAAUGCGGUCUAUACUUCCGUGAUUUUAACGCGUGAUCUGUAUCCAAAAAACGGAAAAGAAAUACUUCUGUGAAAAUAUAAAUUUAUUUUGUUCAGAAAUAUACGUUAUUCAUGAAAUAUUUGUGUAUAUAAAAUACCGAAAAUAAAAGACACUGCGAUGUUUCCUUU